UUCCUUUUGUAUUCUAUUUUAUCAUAGGGGAAUUCAGAAAUUGGUUUCAAGCCUGCUCUUCAAGUUUCAGGUGAAAAAAAAAACUGUGUGGGGUAGAAUUCUCGUUGGUUUCUAACAGUGUUUAUCUGCUGGUUGAGGAAGUGAUUGCAGAGACUUGCAGCUGAACACAGAAAGUGCUCUGGUCGCCUCAGUCCUCGUCAAUGCUGUAUUCAUUCUGUCUCAGAGGAGCAAGAUGGUGGCAGUACAAAAGGAUUACUGGUACUUCUUGGUACUCAUGAUGCAGCUCUGUUUUCUAAAAGGCUCCUUUCAGAUGAAAGCCCCAGAAUCAAAAGUCACACUGCAGGAAGGAAUGGUAUUGGACUGCCUGUGUCCGUGGAUUGGCCAGCUCAUUAUGGUCACUUGGACUAAAAAGUCUCUUUCACAACCUCUAGCUGUUUAUCAUCCUCAGUAUGGCUCCAACUAUGAGCUAUCAUAUGACGGCAGAGUGACGUUUCUGAAGUCCAGCGUGAUGGAUGGCAGCAUUUCCAUAAUGAAUGUCACUGAGGGCGACAUCGGCCAGUAUCGUUGCUCUCUGCAGGCUUAUCCUCAGGGUUCAUGGACCAAAGACACAUUUGUCGAAAAAGCAGCAAUCACCACCACCUUCUCUAUUCAACCGGACACUAAUUUGGUGGCCGCAGAGAACGACAACCUGACCAUUAUGUGUGACCUUGUCCACAGCAGUGAAGUUUAUCAAGUAAGCAUUGAGAAACUGGACACUGAGGUGGGCGGUAGUAAUAUUAUAGCAACAUGUCAGGUGCUAGAACAUGGUGUGGAGCUGACUGAGUUCAACAGUAGAGGACUACUGAACUGCAGUGAUGCUAUGGAGGUCAGUCUGCACAUCACCAACAUUGUCAAAGAAGAUGGAGGACUCUACCGCUGCAACUUCAGCACAAAUGCCGGUGUCCGGUCCACCACAAUCUUGCUGACCACUCUACCUGCUCAAGAUUUUAGGGGUUUUCAUCACAUGCUUUAUGUGUAUAUUGGAGGAGGGCUGGUUGGUGUCGCUCUGCUGAUGAUUUUAUUACUGACGUGGCUGAACAGGAUGAAAAGGAAGAGAGAGGAGUACAGAAUCAAACUGCACCCUGCCAAAAGACAGAAAUGGAAGUACCAGCCUCACGAAUGAAAAUGAAAAGGAGGAUGUCUUGAACUAGGAUAAGUGAACUGACAAUGUUCAGCUUACAGGCGGAAUAUGAUUUGCUUGUGAGAUAUGACUUUAAAUGAUUACGAUCUUUCAAGAGUUCAGAUGUGAUGUUUGAGCACAGAGCACUUAACGUGCAGGAAUAAAAUGAAUCACAUUUUGAUGCAUCUACAAAUCAAAAAUUAGGCUUGAUAGGAUUUGGUCUCAAGACACUGUAUUAUGCCUGUAUGAUGUUGUUGAUGUAUGUUCUUUAAGACUCAUAUAAAAAAAUAAAUGAAUAACAUUUAAUGUUGACUUUUUUCUUUUUUAUACUCAUUUAAAGGGGUCAUCGGAUGCCCAUUUUCCACAAGUUGAUAUGAUACUUUAGUGUCUUAAAAGUCUAUGACACU
This is a messenger RNA of Carassius carassius (crucian carp), 1566 nucleotides long. It is a transcript of the gene cd226, whose product is annotated as CD226 molecule. Bases 233 to 1162 code for a protein of 309 amino acids. The record is from RefSeq and is a predicted model, not a curated record. Lineage: Eukaryota; Metazoa; Chordata; Actinopteri; Cypriniformes; Cyprinidae. Gene Ontology annotation, cellular component: external side of plasma membrane. Gene Ontology annotation, biological process: positive regulation of T cell receptor signaling pathway; positive regulation of mast cell activation; positive regulation of natural killer cell cytokine production. The transcript is spliced from 6 exons.